CCGAGCGCGCUUCCGGUCCUCGAGCCUUCUCUAUGUGGGUUCAAUUCGUCGCCUCCUUCCUCUCGGCCCCAAAGGAAAAAUAAAAUCGGAACCCUCCCACCGUGGGGUGGCCUUAGCUUCGGAAUCCGCCCCUCUGCAGUCGAAGGUCUCGGGAUUGGGCCCGAGCUGAGGGGAGGGCAGCAAGGCCUUGGCCUUCCCGCGAUGUCCUCCGACGGGCGCCCGGGACCGGUAACUCCGCGAAGGGGUUCACGAAGAAACCUGGACGCCUCGGUGCCAGGCCUCUCGGGCGGGGCUCCCCAGGAGAGCAGAGGCCGCCUUUACCCCCAUGGAGCUUACGUUCUGCUGGAGCUGCAGACAGUGCAGUAAUCACACAGACACGACUGCUGGAGACGGUUGAUUAUGGAAGAUUCCCACAAGAGUAACACUUCGGAGACAGCACCUCAGCCUGGGUCAGCAGUUCAGGGAGCCCAUCUUUCUCAUAUUGCUCAACAGGUAUCAUCUUUAUCAGAAAGUGAGGAGUCCCAAGACUCAUCUGACAGCAUAGGCCCCUCACAGAAAGCCCACGGGAUCCUAGCACGGCGUCCAUCUUACAGAAAAAUUUUUAAAGACCUGUCUUCUGAAGACACAAGAAGCAGAAAAGGAGACAGAGAAAACCCUGGAGUUUCUGCUGUCACUUCUAUGUCCGUUCCGACUCCCAUCUAUCAGACUAGCAGUGGACAGUACAUUGCCAUUGCCCCAAAUGGAGCCUUACAGUUGGCCAAUCCAGGCACAGAUGGAGUACAGGGGCUUCAGACAUUAACCAUGACAAAUUCAGGCAAUACUCAGCAAGGCACAACUAUUCUCCAGUAUGCACAGACCUCUGAUGGACAGCAAAUACUUGUGCCCAGCAAUCAAGUGGUAGUGCAGACUGCAUCAGGAGACAUGCAGACAUAUCAGAUUCGUACCACACCUUCAGCCACUUCUCUGCCACAAACUGUGGUAAUGACAUCUCCUGUGACUCUUACAUCUCCGACAACUAAGACAGAUGACCCCCAAUUGAAAAGAGAAAUAAGGUUAAUGAAAAACAGAGAGGCUGCUCGAGAAUGUCGGAGAAAGAAGAAAGAAUAUGUGAAAUGUCUGGAAAAUCGAGUUGCAGUCUUGGAAAAUCAAAAUAAGACUCUAAUAGAAGAAUUAAAAACUUUGAAGGAUCUUUAUUCCCAUAAAAGUGUUUGAUUCUUAACAAAGAAAAUAUUUUUGUGUGGACUUGCCUAAAAUUAAAUGUAUUUCUUUUUAGUGGGGUUUUAUAAAUUAACAAAAAAAGGUCAAAAGUGAAGCUUUUUAUUUAGGCUUUUGCAACUCAAAGAUAGCAAAGAUACCUUGCAAGAUACCUUGUGACAGAGGAAAAUGUGUAAAGUAACCUCAAGGAAGCUACUGGCACAACUGGAAGCUUUGUAAAAAUUAAGUAUACUCAAGAAGCAAGAAAUGAACUUGCAGCAAUUUGAAUUUUCUAAGUAACAAUAGUCGUCAGUCCAAAAAUGGCAGAUGAAGAUGAAAUUUGGUAAAUUGGAUUUUUAAAAAUAAAUCAGUUUACCCUAUGGUUUGCAUUUCUUAAUGUUUUUCUGAAAUUGACCUUUUCAGUUGUGCAUGUAUUUUAUUUCUGCCAAUAAAUUCUAAAUUAAAAGGUAAAAGGAAACCUAACACAUUACUAAAUACAUUAAUUAUGUGUUCUGAUUGUGUGUGCUGGUUCUAUUGUCAGGUCUUUUAAAUGGGUUUUUAAAAGUUUGUUGGACUGGAGAGAGUUUUUGGAGGCUGAGUUUAAGUAUUAUUGAGGUCUUGUCCUAAAAGGCAUCUAAGAUACAUGAAUGGAAAUUUGGUGAUUUUGGAACUUUUUUUUUUUUUUUUAUCAGAAUGGAAGAGAACUGUUUAAAAGUUUGAUACUCUUAAAUAGUUUGUUUUUUGCUUAUUCUGAUAAUGGUGAUUUUCUACAACUAUAUACAUUUUGUUGAUUCUAUAUUCUGUAUGCAGUUGAAUAUCUAUCACUUAACCUGUUAUGCUUUAACAGAAUGGAAUGUUUACAGGUCCUUGAAAUAUUUUUUAAGAACUUUCUGAAGAUACAUACCAAAGUUUUUCCAAGAGGAUUUUAUAAACAAUUUAAUAUAAGGUUUAUCAGAUUCUAAAAUAGUAUCAAUAUUAAGGCAAUUUUAUGUUAGAGACUAUUUUGUAAUGUAGUGCAUGGUACCUUUAUAAGAAAAGUGACUGCCAAUAUAUUUUUAUAGCUAAUCUUUAUAAAUUCUAAUGUUGAGUUUUUAAUGAUUAUUUUAAAUGUUUAUAUAGAAAGUUUUUGCAUUGCAAAGUAUCAGUUUUGUAUUAUGGGAAGUAAAGUUUUCAGAUUGGCUCAUAUUUGAAUUGUAAAUUUUGUAUACAGUUUAUCCAAAGUUCAAAAUUGCUAACAGUACAUCAGUGUUUAACCUAUGUAUUCCAAUUUUUAUACACUUUGAAAUUGUACUGCGAAACUAUUGUGUGCUUCUUACAUAAUAUGUAUCAUAUUGUUGUCUAUGAAAUUAAAAAACAUUUGAUA
Nycticebus coucang (slow loris) is the source of this 2557-nucleotide messenger RNA. RefSeq names its product activating transcription factor 1 (gene ATF1). Gene Ontology annotation, molecular function: DNA-binding transcription factor activity, RNA polymerase II-specific; protein binding; RNA polymerase II cis-regulatory region sequence-specific DNA binding. Lineage: Eukaryota; Metazoa; Chordata; Mammalia; Primates; Lorisidae. Gene Ontology annotation, biological process: regulation of transcription by RNA polymerase II. Gene Ontology annotation, cellular component: nucleus; ATF4-CREB1 transcription factor complex. The coding region runs from base 400 to 1212 and encodes 270 amino acids. The record is from RefSeq and is a predicted model, not a curated record. The transcript has 7 exons.